CGGAUCGUGGGUUAGAGAGAGCAGCAGCCUGGGCCCACGAACAAAAAGAGAGAGAGAGAGAGAGAGAGGAAAAAAAAAAAAACCCCAUCACGGACACGGAUUUACAUUCGCUACAUAUCGUUCCAUUAAGCCAAGUCUGCAAAAAGUGUUUUUGUUCCUGCCGUUCUAAAGCCCGAUCUGUCAGGAGUUACACCAAGUGGGACUCGAUGAAAGAUGACAGAGGAGGUGAUUGUUAUAGCCAAGUGGGACUACACAGCUCAGCAAGAUCAGGAACUGGACAUCCGGAAGAACGAGCGCCUGUGGCUGCUGGAUGAUUCCAAGACCUGGUGGAGAGUUCGCAACGCGUCCAACCGCACUGGCUACGUCCCCUCCAAUUACGUGGAGCGCAAGAACAGUCUGAAGAAAACGUCACUAGUGAAGAACCUAAAGGACACUCUCGGCCUGGGAAAAACAAAAAGGAAGGCUAGUGCCCGUGAUCCCUCUCCCACACCCAGCACAGAGGCAGAGUACCCAUCUAAUGGAAGCGCAGGAGGAGGUGGAGGAGUUGAAAGGAUCUAUGACCUGAACAUUCCCGCACUAGUGAAGUUCUCUUACACAGCAGAGCGGGAAGAUGAACUCAGCCUCAUUAAAGGGGAGAGGGUGGUCGUCAUGGAGAAGUGCAGCGAUGGCUGGUGGAGAGGUAGCCAUGCCGGUCGUGUCGGUUGGUUCCCAUCCAACUAUGUCCAAGAAGAGGUGGGAUUCGCAGACCAUGAUGGGGUCUUCAGGGACACGUUGGGUGGCUUCCGAUCCUUGAGGGUGGGGCAAGGGGCUGCGAUGGCAAACGGCCGGCCAGGGGGCUCAGGAAGCUCUGUUCUUCAUGUAGUCCAAACUCUGUACCCCUUCAGCUCAGUUACAGAGGAAGAGCUGAACUUUGAAAAGGGUGAGACUAUGGAGGUUUUGGAGAAGCCGGAGAAUGACCCAGAGUGGUGGAGAUGUAAAAACAGUCACGGCAUAGUCGGUCUUGUGCCCAAGAACUAUGUGGUGGUGCUAAGUGAUGGGCCAGCAGGGAAGGGCCUAGGGUCAAGUCAUGGUUCAAUUCACAUCAGCCACACAGGGCCCUCACAUACAGGCAAAUUUGCAGGAAAGGAUUGGUACUAUGGUAGUGUGACACGGCACCAAGCAGAGUGUGCACUUAAUGAGAGAGGAAUGGAGGGGGACUUUCUGAUACGAGACAGCGAGUCAUCACCUAGUGAUUUCUCAAUUUCUCUGAAGGCAGUGGGAAAGAACAAGCACUUCAAGGUGCAGCUGCAGGAUGGAGUGUAUUGCAUUGGUCAACGGCGUUUUAGCAGUAUAAAUGAGCUGGUCGAGCACUACAAGAAAGCGCCCAUCUUCACGAGUGAGCAAGGAGACAAACUCUACCUGGUCAAGCCUCUCGCCUGAAAUCAGCAUUUGUUCAACAGACAUUACCUCUCUCCUCUAUACCUCUGUUUUGUCUCCCCUAUCCAUUUCCUCUUUUUCUGCAUACUCCGCCUGUCUCUUUAUUGGGGCUCCACUGAAACCUUGAGUGACGGAGAAGAUGGAAGCUCCUUUUCCGAGAACUUCAAGGAUUCUUGAAUGUUUUAGAGACUGUUGCCUCCAGUCUUAUAGAGAGCAGUAGCAACUUAUCGCUCUUUUAAACAGAAAUAUAUUACUGGCUACCUGAUACCUGUAUGUCCUGUUUUUUAAAAAGCAAUUUAUAGCCACUUUUUGAGGUUUUGUUACAGGAUAUAAUGCCAUCUUCACUAAGCAACAUCUGUAGCUCUCUCUUGGCUUAUGUCGAACAGUUCUUUGGCUCUUCCUGUUGCUGGUAAAACAGUGUUAAUCAAUCACCUUAAUCCACAUUAUACUGUAUACAUUUUUACCUUUUUCUGCCCACAAAAAGAGCCCAAACGGCAAGUGAUCCACUUUUAGAGGAUGGUCAUAUUUGUAACUCUUGUACUGAGUUAGUAGUGGAGAAUGGAGUCAUGUGCAUGUCUUAAUCUUGAUCCAUUAGAGAAAGAGACCAUGUGGAGAAUGAGUGUGAUUUAGCUCCCAGCAGAUGGGAUGUCUCCAUUCAGAGAGUUUGACUCAAGGCCACGCAACUUCUCCAUGUACGUCCACACUUCAUAUGCCUAAUACAUAACAUGAUCUGAAUCUGGUUUCAAACUUAUAGAUCAGAUGACUUUAUCAGGGUUCACCCUGAAAUAAAGCUGUGCUCUCCCAUCCUAUGAGACUUUAUACAGACUGUUUUGCAUGUAGAAGUCCGCCCAGCAUUUAUGGAGACACUGUUUGGACUUCUUUGCUCUCACAUUGUGAACAUAUACAGCUUUCCAGGUAUUUCUCUUGGAUCCUAGUCAAUUCAGGGUUUCUUCAGAAUCAGGGUGCUUCAUAAAGGGAGAUGAAUGCCUCAGAAUAGAGGGGAGCAAAUAGAGGGAUAGUAGCUUUUAAGAAAAAGUAUUUUCUGUAGCCCAGGAGAGAGUUUGAAUGUUUGUCCGUUCAACCAGAUGUGCCACCCACUUCCUGUUCUGCUACUAUUGAUGUCUUAUUGCACCUCACCAAAAUGCAUAUUCUCUGCUCACAGUAACACACAUGUGAACACUAAUUCAAGUGUAUAAAAGCAAAAAUAUGAUUUAAUUUCUUAACUUUUGUCAUAUUACUCUAUUUGCCAAUAAGAGCGUUGGUCAAGGGGUUUUCAGCUUUUUUUUUUUUUUUUAAGUUUGUCUGAAUGUUAUUGAGCAAUGUUAUUUAAUUCCUCUUUCCACUGUGUACACACACACAUAUAUAUAUAUUAAAAGAAGAUAUGGCGCAUAUAUGAAUCGUUUUGAUCCAGCAUUAUAGUACAGUAUUGAAAACAGUGUGGUGAGAAUUUAAAUAUUUUGUUCAAUAAAGGUUUUUCAGAAUAACUAAAAAAAAAAACCUUCAGCGCUGUUUGCCUUUCUAAUUUUUCCAACAAAAGGGCUAAACACUAAGAGCUUUUUUUUUUUCGUGCCAGAAAAAAAUGUUAAUGCAUUUAUUUUAUUUUUUUAUUUUUUUAUGAUAAAACAGAUAUUUUCGGUCCUGGAAGCUGAACAGUCAAUAGCCAUGCUUUGUUUAUGAUAAAGCACAGCUAUGACUUCUUCACCAAGUUUCUUUGUAGAUGAGCAUUAUUUUUGUUGCAAAGCAAUGUUCUGUUUACUGUCAGGGACUACAGUGCUGUGAAUAAAGUAUUUGUCCCCAUUCUGAUUUCUUCUGUUUUUGUAUAUAUUUCAACAAUUCAAACAAAAUCUAACAUAAAACAAAGGCAGUCUGAGUAAACACAAAAUAAAGUAUAGAAAUGAUAAUGUUAUUUAUUGAAGCAAAAAAGUUAUCCAAUUCCAACUGGGCCUGUGUAAAAAGUAUUUGCCCCUUAGUUACUAAAUCCCCAAAUCUAUGAAACUGCAUUCAUAAUGGGGUUCAGCUGGACUAGACACGCCCAGGCCUGAUUAAUGCCAGACCUGUUCAAUCAAAUAAACACCUAAAUAUAACUUUUUCAGCAGCAUGAAUUUAGCUAAAAGGUCUUACCCAGUAGCACACUAUGCCAAAGUCAAAAGAAAUUCCAGAAAUGAUGAGGAAAAAGGUGAUUGAAAUACAUCAGUCUUGGAAGGGUUACAAAGCUAUUUCAAAGGCUCUGGGACUCCAAAGAACCACAGUGAGAGCCAUCAUCUCUAAAUGGAGAACACUUGGCACAGUACUGAACCUUCCCAGAAGUGGCUGACCUUCCAGAAUUCCUCACAAAAAAGCUAAGGGCAACAUCCAAGGAACUGCAGGCCUCUCUCGCAUCAAUAAAGGUCACUGUUCAUGACUCCACUAUCAGAAAGACACUGGCCAAAAAUGCCAUUCAUGGAAGAGUUGCAAGGCGACAACCACUGCUAAAACAGAAGAACAUUAAGGCUCGUCUGAAUUUUGCCAAAACACCUUGAUUGAUGAUCCUCAAAACUUUUGGGAGAAUGCUCUCUGGACUGAUGAGUCAAAAGUGGAACUGUUUGGGUGAUGGGUCCUGUUACAUCUGGCGUGAAUCAAACACAGAAUUCCACACAAAAAAAACAUCAUACCUACGGUCAAGCAUGGUGGAGGUAGUGUGAUGGUGUGGGGAUGCCUUGCUGCUUCAGGGCCAGGGUGACUUGCAAUAAUAGAGGGAAACAUGAAUUCUGCUCUCUACCAGAAAAUCCUACAGGAGAACAUCUGGUCAUCAGUCUGUGAGUUGAAGCUCAAGUACAACUGGAUUAUGCAGAAAGACAAUGGUCCAAAGCAUAGGAGUAAGUCCACCUCUGAAUGGCUCAAAAGAAGCUAAAUUAAAGUUUUGGAGUGGCCUAGUCAAAGUCCUAACUUGAACCCAAUUGAGAUGCUGUGGCAGGACCUUAAACGGGCAGUUCAUGCUCAAAAACCCUCCAAUGUGGCUGAAAGAGAUCAGUUCUGCAAAGAAGAGUGGGCAAAAAUUCCACCACAGCAUUGUGAAAGACUGAUUCAAGUUAUCGGAAGCGUUUGGCUGCAGUUGUUGCUGCUAAAGGUGGCACAACCAGCUAUUAAGUUUAAGGGGGCAGUAUGUUUUUCACAUGGGUGUUGGAUAACUUUUUUCCUUUAAUAAAAUAUAUAUAUUUUUGAAAACUGUAUUUUUUGGUUUACUCAGGUUGCCUUUGUUUUAUGUUAUAUCUUGUUUGAAGAUCUAAAACAAUUUAAUAUGAAAAAUGCACAAAAAUAGAAGAAAUCAGGAAGGGGGCACUUUUUUUUUCACAGCACAGUAUAUUUUAGUGUAAAGAUAUGAUUUUUUUUUUAUGAUUUUACUUUUGAAAUAUUACUUCAAUUAACAUUUGCGUCCUUUAGUAUUUUUAUUUUGCGUUAACCGAUUAUUCUUAUUGCGUACCUUAUUGCUUUAUUAAAUGUUAUUUUUUUGUUACAAAAAGCUAUAAUAUAACUCCAUGUAUAAAUUAAUAAACACACUGGAACACUUAGGAAUACAAACAACAGGCACACUCCACAAAUACAGUUUAGUUUUGUGUCCUAUAACUUUUUUUUUUUUUUUUUAAAGCAUUAAGUAAAAAAAAAUCCCAUGUUUUUUGGUUGUUAGAUCUAUAAGACAUGUUAUCUAGCAUACGAUUAACCUAGCACUAAAAGUAAUGUAGAUAGCUUUAAAUUCAUCAAAUGUCUGUAUCCUCCUCUUUAAAAUUGUGAUUUUUCACCUGUCCCACCUCAGAGGUCUUGACCUUGAUCCUCAACUGUAUUCAACAAAUAAAAACAUAAAACAAUGUCAUAAUUUUGACAUUAUCUAACGAUUGAUAUUUAAUUGAUGAGUGGUGAAUGAUUUCCACCUGUGCUUAACACCUGUCUUGAGUUGCAGUGAGGAGUGACGGGGGUUUUUAAGGAGAGGAGACAGCCCAGCUGACAUGCUUUGUGUGUGUUGGCUGCUGCCGUCAUUAUUAUUUAUAUUAAAAAUCUUGAAUUAUUUGAGUGUGAGCUGUACCGUUGCACAUCGAAGCGAACGUGUUUGCAUUGAAUAAAAGAGACUUUCUGUUUUGGAAUCGCCGUCUCACGCUUCCUCAAUCCCUGGAACUCAGGAUCUUGCUACAAGCUGUUUCUCACAAUUCUGUGUGCAACCCUGUGACAAAAAAAAAAAACCAAAAACAUACAUUCUUUUAACACCCAAGAAGUAACAUAAUUUGGACCCUUCAGAAAGAAGGGAGGACAAAUAAAUAAGCCUAAUUUCAUUGUUCUCAAUUUUUACAAAUAUUGUUAACUUUAUUCAG
Messenger RNA from Myxocyprinus asiaticus (Chinese sucker), 5756 nucleotides. Its product is annotated as cytoplasmic protein NCK2-like. Gene Ontology annotation, molecular function: protein binding. The coding region runs from base 214 to 1419 and encodes 401 amino acids. The transcript has 4 exons. NCBI's taxonomy places the organism in Eukaryota, Metazoa, Chordata, Actinopteri, Cypriniformes, Catostomidae. The record is from RefSeq and is a predicted model, not a curated record. Gene Ontology annotation, biological process: negative regulation of endoplasmic reticulum stress-induced eIF2 alpha phosphorylation; positive regulation of endoplasmic reticulum stress-induced intrinsic apoptotic signaling pathway; negative regulation of PERK-mediated unfolded protein response.